AAGCUCCUCUUCCGGCAGUCAGCCCUUUCCUUCCGCGGUCGGGCACGGCAGCAAUGAAAGCUGAACAUGUUCUCUGCCAGGAAGCUGUCUGGAGUUUUCAGAGCCAUCAGAUUCCAUCAUUUCAGAUCCCAUUCUGUAUCCAGAGCCUCUCCAAACUUGACUUUUGUGCCAGCCUGUCUUCCCCCAGACCCCGCGGAAGUAGAGGAGCUGCAGCACUUUGUUUCUAACUCCAAGAGGCUGUUUGUAAUGACUGGAGCUGGAAUCUCGACCGAGUCAGGGAUCCCAGAUUACCGCUCCGAAGGUGUCGGGCUCUACGCCAGGACAGACAGACGGCCCGUCCAGCACGCCGAGUUCGUUCGCAGUGCCAGUGCCCGGCAGCGCUACUGGGCAAGGAACUUUGUGGGCUGGCCCCAGUUCUCCUCCCACCAGCCAAACACAGCACACCUGGUACUGAGGGACUGGGAGAAGCUGGGGAAGCUGCACUGGCUGGUGACCCAGAACGUGGAUGCCCUUCACACCAAGGCCGGGAGCCAGCGCAUGACGGAACUGCACGGCUGCACUCACAGGGUUUUCUGCUUGGCCUGUGGAGACCGAAUCUUGCGCUCUGAGCUCCAGGAGCACUUUGAGGCUCUGAAUCCUACCUGGAAAGCUGAGGCGUUUGGCGUGGCUCCAGAUGGGGAUGUGUUCCUGACGGAUGAGCAGGUGCGCAGCUUCCAAGUCCCAGCCUGCCGUAAAUGCGGUGGAAUCCUGAAGCCUGACGUGACAUUCUUUGGAGACACGGUGAGCCAGGAAAAAGUGAGUUUUGUGCACCAGCGCCUGGCGGAAUCAGACUCCAUGCUGGUGGCAGGAUCCUCCAUGCAGGUAUACUCUGGUUACAGGUUUGCUCUCGCUGCCCGGGAGAAGAAGCUGCCAAUUGCAGUCCUUAACAUCGGGCCCACAAGGAAUCAUCAUCUCAGAAAGGGGAAAAUCUCCAUCUGGGAGGCAGCUGUGAGAUCCGGUGCACGGCCGCUGAGGACACCAGGAGAGGGCAGCAAGCCUCGCACGUGUCAGCCUCGCCGGUUCUCUCCAUUGAAACCAUCGGGAAACAGGAUGAUGAUGAAAAAAAAACCACUUUUCUGCCUUACCUUGCCGUGCUGUUCCUCCUGAGGUUUGGAUAAAGGAGCUGAGAGUACCUUAUAAUGCAUUUUUCUGCUGCUCCUCUGGAAGUGGGGUUGGAGUUACCCAAAGCAAAUAAAAGCCACUUCCUAUUUGGCACAUCUUGUCUUUGUUUCUGGGCAAAUUCUCAGAGCAAACUGUAAUUGAGCCCAGCAGCCUGAGAGAGGUAUUUCACACACUAAGCUCCAGUGAGGGCAACACAGACUGCAGAUGGCCUGGAGGGCGGGGUGGCUGUGGUGUAAGUGCAGCCUCCCACAUCUUACAGUCACAUUGCUCCUACUGACACACCUGCUUAUUCAUGACUUCUGGAAAAUGACCCAAAUCUACCUUCUAGAGUGUGCUUCUUCCCCCAUAACUGCCUUGGAUGUCACCCUUUCCCAGCCUUUGCAGCAGGAAGGUGAAAGACUGUUCCAGACACCUGCAAUUCUGUCCUCUCCCACUAAGGAGAGAUACCCAAGUGCCACCUUCUGCACCACUAACUAGACAAUGGCAGGGAAGAAGAGAAGCAGAGCUUGAGAGGAA
This is a messenger RNA of Lepidothrix coronata (blue-crowned manakin), 1677 nucleotides long. RefSeq names its product sirtuin 4 (gene SIRT4). The record is from RefSeq and is a predicted model, not a curated record. Gene Ontology annotation, molecular function: NAD+ binding; NAD-dependent protein lysine deacetylase activity. Lineage: Eukaryota; Metazoa; Chordata; Aves; Passeriformes; Pipridae. The coding region runs from base 67 to 1146 and encodes 359 amino acids. The transcript has 6 exons.